AUGGCGGCUUCUAAUGAACGAACUUUGCAAAAUUUUAUCUUUGGAAAAUAUGUAGACCCUAUUCAAGCUGCCUCAUGCAAGUACGUUCCUGUCACUACUCCACAUACUGGUAAAGUGAUCGCGCAAUGUCCACUCUCAACUGCUAAAGAUAUUGAAAAAGCCGUCGAAUCUGCUAAGGAGGCCUUCAAAACAUGGAGUGCUCGAACAGUCAAAGACCGUGUUCAAUUUUUAAUCCGCUUCCAUAAUUUAUUAUACACUCAUAUUGACGAAUUAGCUGAUUUAAUUGUGUUAGAACAUGGAAAAAACAAAGCCGAAGCAAUGGCAAGCAUCGCUAAAGGAGCUGAAACUGUAGAAUAUGCUAUGUCACUUCCUCAAUUGAUUCAAGGUAAAAUAUUAGAUGUUUCAAGAGGAGUAACUUGCAAUGAUACUCGUCUGCCUUUAGGUGUUGUUGCAUCGAUUGUACCCUUCAACUUUCCGAUCAUGGUUCCUAUGUGGUCUUUGCCAAUUGCUAUCGCUACGGGAAAUACGUUGAUUUUAAAACCUUCUGAAAAAGUUCCAUUAACCAUGAAUCGUGUCGUUGCACUUUUAAAGGAGGCGGGAAUACCAGAUGGUGUUGUUAAUAUUGUUAAUGGAACCGUUGAUGCUGUAAAUGCAAUUUGUGAUCAUCCCGAUAUCAAGGCAGUCACAUUUGUGGGUACUUCACACGUGGCUAAUCUUGUUACGGAGAGAUGUCAAAGGUUAGGAAAAAGGGUUCUCGCAUUAGGCGGGGCCAAGAAUCACCUGAUUGCUUCACCCGACUGUAAUAUUGAAACAACUUCAACCGAUGUGGUAAACUCAUUCUCUGGCUGUGCCGGUCAGCGGUGUAUGGCAGCUUCAGUGCUCAUAAUUAUUGGAUCACAACCUGAACUGCUAGAACGUAUUAUCGCUAAAUCUACAGCAUUACAACCGGGGACCAAAGCGGGAGAAAUUGGUCCAGUUAUAGAUAGAGCUUCGCUUGAUAAAAUUACUAGUUACAUUGAAACAUCUGAACAGGGAGGUGCAAAGAUUCUUGUCGAUGGUCGUUCAUGGACCCAAAGUGGCGUCGAAGGCUUUUGGUUCGGGCCAACUGUAAUAUUGCAUAGUAAUAAAGAAGACAAGGCUUUACAUGAUGAAAUCUUUGGUCCCGUUUUAAGCAUUUAUCAAUGUUCUAAUAAGGAAGAAGCCAUUGAGAUUGAAAAUAAUAAUCCAUAUGGUAAUGCUGCAUGCAUUUACACAACAACAGGUGCCACAGCAGAAUGGUUUAUUUCGCGAUUUGGUGCCGCAAUGUGUGGAGUUAAUAUUGGGGUGCCUGUACCUAGGGAACCAUUUUCUUUUGGGGGAAUAAAUCGAUCCAAAUUUGGAAAUUUUGUAGAUAUUACUGGAGACGGGGGUGUUGAAUUUUUCACUUGGAGACGUAAAGUUACCACUCGAUGGGGUCAAGAAAAUCUUGAUCCAAAAUUAAGAAUGUAA
Funneliformis geosporum is the source of this 1488-nucleotide messenger RNA. The record is from the annotation of a GenBank genome assembly. Lineage: Eukaryota; Fungi; Glomeromycota; Glomeromycetes; Glomerales; Glomeraceae.